AUGGCAGCGGCGGAGCUGCAGGAGCUGCGGGCGCUGGUGGAGCGGGCGGGCGGGCGGCGGGCGGUGCUGCUGGUGGCCGAGGUGGCCGAGGGAGCCCCGGCGGCGCCCGCGAUGGCCGCCUUCGCCCGCGACCUCCUGGGCGACGAGGCGCCGCCCGCACCGUGCCCGGUGCCGGGGUGCCGGUCGCGGCGGCGGCGGGCGGGCGGCGGGCGGCGGAGAGCGCUGGAAGCGCGGCUGCUGCUGGUGCUGAGCGGGGCGGCGCGGGGCCGCGGGGCCCGGGCCCGCCUGCGGGAGGUGGUGCGGGACGUGCGGGGCCGCCUGCCCGCGGCGCCGCCGCCCGCCGUCGUGGGCGUCCUGCUGCCCGGCGGGGACGGCGAGGACGCGGCCGUGCUGGACGCGGCGCUGCGGCGGCACUUCCCGGCGCCCGGCACGGUGCAGGCGGCCCGGUACAGCCCCGGCUGCCCCGGCGAGUGCCGCGCCGCCGCCUGCCGCGCCCUGCGGGCCGCCCUGCAGCACCCCGCAGAAGAGAGGAAAGACAGGGAGAGGUGGAGGCUCCCAUCCUUCCUGCGGUGCAUUUCUUGGAAACAGAGGAGCUGGAGAAAAGAUCACAAAGCAAAAGCUGCAAACAAUAUUCAUGAAGAUGGCCUGCAGGACCCCGAGGAAGAAGUGGCUUUGACCAGCCUGUCCCCCAAUGGAAACUGUGAAGAAGCUGCUGGAGGCACAGGCACCUAGAGCUGCUGGGCACCCAGCACAGUCCACAUCCCAGAUCUGCCUGGUGGAUUUGGAGCAGUGGGAGGAAGAGCUGGUGCAAUGCUCACUCACCCUCUCCUCCAAGGACCCACUACUCCAUGGAGAAGCUGUUCAGCUGAACUCCUGAGGGUCUUCUGGAGCUCCUGACAGCCUCCGGGGUUUGUGCCAGAGAGCCAUUCCCUGCUGUGCCUGGAGCUGCUGCUGGACACUGGGCUUCUGAGAAGGCCUUUGGGGAUGUAUCCCAUAUCCUGGGCAAGAUGACGUUGGGACUUUGAGCAUGAAAUGCAGCCACCCGUUUGAAGAAUGAGGAGCAUUUUCUAAUUCUGAGCAAAGUUCCCUGCUGAGGCUGCCAGGGCUGGCCUUCCUGGCAGACCAAUUCUGCUGCCUUGUUUUCCUGCUUUAUUGGUGCUUUGAAGUUCCUACUCUCUUUGUGAUCGAGCCAAAAAAAAAAAGACAAGUGACACAGUGGUGUGGAGAGACUGCAGUGGGACUAAAUGAGGUCCUGGAUCUACCAGCUACUGAAAAGGCUUGAGUGUAACUGUGUAACGUGAAGAAUGCAGUAACAGCCCACUGUGGGUAGCAGGAAUAACAUAAAAGAUAUUGAUAGUAAUGGCAGCUUGAACAGAGUGUGGUUUGGGAGCAGGAUUCCUCUGGCUUGUCCUGGUGCUCACAGACUGGCUGAUGGACUGCCUGGGUUGGAGGGGUGGCAGGUGGACAGUAAGGUGUGGCUGGUGUUAGAUGGGGCUAUGGGAGAGGCCCAUCUUACCUGGGACAUCUCCACAGCUAUGUGAUGGCAGAGCUUGGAGGUGACAGGUAACACAAGAUGUGGCUGCUUCAUGAAUAAAUAUAUAAAAUGAUCUAUUUAAGUA
Messenger RNA from Chiroxiphia lanceolata (lance-tailed manakin), 1619 nucleotides. It is a transcript of the gene C10H2orf72, whose product is annotated as chromosome 10 C2orf72 homolog. Lineage: Eukaryota; Metazoa; Chordata; Aves; Passeriformes; Pipridae. The coding region runs from base 1 to 732 and encodes 243 amino acids. The transcript is spliced from 3 exons. The record is from RefSeq and is a predicted model, not a curated record.